This is a messenger RNA of Pelecanus crispus (Dalmatian pelican), 1060 nucleotides long. Lineage: Eukaryota; Metazoa; Chordata; Aves; Pelecaniformes; Pelecanidae. The record is from RefSeq and is a predicted model, not a curated record.
AUUGCAGCAAAAAUUGGAGGAGAUGCUGGCACAUCAAUGAAUUCCAACGACUACGGUUAUGGAGGACAAAAAAGACCUCUUGAGGAUGGAGAUCAACCAGAUGCUAAGAAAGUUGCUCCUCAGAAUGACUCUUUUGGAAAUCAGCUACCACCGAUGCAUCAACAGCAGAGGUCUGUGAUGACAGAGGAAUACAAAGUUCCAGAUGGGAUGGUUGGAUUCAUAAUUGGCAGAGGUGGAGAGCAGAUCUCACGUAUACAGCAAGAGUCUGGCUGUAAAAUACAGAUUGCACCUGAUAGUGGAGGCUUGCCUGAAAGGUCAUGUAUGCUAACUGGAACACCAGAGUCUGUUCAAUCAGCAAAAAGACUACUUGAUCAGAUAGUGGAAAAGGGAAGACCUGCACCUGGCUUUCAUCAUGGUGAUGGACCUGGAAAUGCAGUCCAAGAAAUUAUGAUUCCAGCAAGUAAAGCAGGAUUAGUUAUUGGAAAAGGUGGAGAGACAAUUAAACAAUUACAGGAGCGGGCAGGUGUCAAAAUGGUCAUGAUUCAAGACGGUCCACAGAACACUGGUGCAGACAAGCCCCUUAGGAUAACUGGAGACCCUUAUAAAGUUCAACAAGCCAAGGAAAUGGUGCUGGAGUUAAUUCGUGAUCAAGGUGGCUUUAGAGAGGUGCGCAACGAAUAUGGGUCAAGAAUAGGAGGAAAUGAAGGGAUAGACGUUCCAAUACCACGAUUUGCUGUAGGUAUUGUAAUUGGAAGAAAUGGAGAGAUGAUAAAAAAGAUACAGAAUGACGCUGGUGUUAGGAUUCAAUUUAAACCAGAUGAUGGAACAACUCCAGAUAGAAUAGCCCAAAUCACAGGGCCUCCUGACAGAUGUCAGCAUGCUGCAGAAAUUAUUACAGAUCUCCUUCGAAGUGUUCAGGCUGGUAACCCUGGUGGACCGGGACCUGGUGGUCGAGGAAGGGGUAGAGGCCAAGGCAACUGGAACAUGGGGCCUCCUGGUGGAUUACAAGAAUUCAAUUUUAUUGUUCCCACUGGCAAAACUGGAUUAAUCAUUGGCAAAG